UUUUGAUAGUGACAUGUGGAUUGUUACAGCAUGGGAUGAUACACUUUGUUGUCAUCCUGAAGGAUGUUGAUAGCUGGAAGAAAUGUCACGUUUCCAAAAUGCACAGGAGCGCGUAAUAAGUUUAAUUUCCAGUUAUGUUGCGCUUAGUGAAUCUUCGACGUCACCAUCUCUUUUUUUGUCACUCCCAACUACAAACUGCAAAGUUGCUCGACAAAGAACACACUCGUUUUGUAAAGCCCAAGCGUAGUUGCCUCUACAGAAGAAUACUUUUUUUAACCGACGCAACAACGGGUAGAAAGAUGAGACUCGCACCUUUCUUGUGUUUCUUCAGUUUUAUUUGGUUGGCAGAUUGUGCACCACCGACAUGCUAUUCCCGAGUGCUUGGCUUGAGCAAGGAAAUAAUGGACCUUUUGGAAAAACUACACAAUUAUCAUCUCACGAAAACCUGCGUGGAGAUUCUGCCCAAGAUGUUUCUGGAUGUGCACAAUUCGUGCAUCGUGACCAAGCUCCGUGACUUCCUCUAUGUUGUGGAGAACCUUCCUACACAGUACUGCAGAGAGCGUCCCAGGAUCGCGUUGUUGAAGCGCAAAGUCAACAACCUGUACACAAUUAUCAACCGAAUCUGUUAUCGGGACCUAGUGUAUUUCACAGAUGACUGUGAGGCCAUUGAGACUGGACAGAGUACCCCUCGCUACGGAGAGGACAGGCUCCAGCUGCUGGUGGAAGAGAAGAGAUGAGCCCAUCCAGAGACAAACACACUCACGCUCACAUGUGCAAACAGCGCACGUCUCACACACACACACACACACACACAGGAAUGGAUGUGUGAGGGUAUGUAAACCCUGUUUCACUCAAAAUCACAUACACACACACAUACA
This is a messenger RNA of Oncorhynchus mykiss (rainbow trout), 878 nucleotides long. RefSeq names its product cytokine like 1 (gene cytl1). The record is from RefSeq and is a predicted model, not a curated record. Gene Ontology annotation, biological process: positive regulation of transcription by RNA polymerase II. Lineage: Eukaryota; Metazoa; Chordata; Actinopteri; Salmoniformes; Salmonidae.